Messenger RNA from Euleptes europaea (tarantolino), 1020 nucleotides. RefSeq lists its product as uncharacterized. The transcript has a single exon. Gene Ontology annotation, cellular component: plasma membrane. Lineage: Eukaryota; Metazoa; Chordata; Lepidosauria; Squamata; Sphaerodactylidae. The record is from RefSeq and is a predicted model, not a curated record. The coding region runs from base 1 to 1020 and encodes 339 amino acids. Gene Ontology annotation, biological process: leukocyte tethering or rolling; hemopoiesis.
AUGGCGUCCAUCGAACACUCCCUGGUGAUGGUUCUUUCGAGCCUCCUCGUCGCCGGCGGUUACAGUUUCCCCGGCCUCCCUGCCGAUUCUCUGCUUGUUGCUGCAGGACAGUGGGAGUGGAAGACGGCGGGAGAGGCAGGCCAUGAAUCUCCUCCACUGGCCCGUCGAAAGAGGGAAAUUGGGCUUCCCAUAGAAAGCUCUAACAAGUCUACCCUGGCGGCAACAAUUCCCCUGAUACUGGAAGAGGAAACCACAGAACCUUUCACGGUGCCCACAACUCAGUCGCUGGAGGAAGAUGAAACCACUCCACCAGGGCUGGCUGGAAAAGGCUCUUCCGCUGAGACCACGGCAAUGUCGAGCCCCCCCAGAGACCCUUCCACAGAAGCUCCUGUUGCCCCCCUCACCACCGUGGUGAACACAGCACCGCUUCGCGGCCAAAUGACCCCUGCCGGCCUCAGCGAAGGCUUCACCGAGACUGAAGAUACCCAAGAUGGCAGCCGUCCUUCUCACACCAUGGAUACCGCACAACGUAACUCCACGGCAACCCCUCAGACUUCGGCGGGCUCCUCGGCUCCUUCCGUAGUGACCUUGGGGCCUGUUUCAAAGUCCGGUGCAAAAACAAGAGGAAGCACCGGCUCUUCUCUCUCGCCACCCAUGGCCAAGUCCAGGCCAAUCCCCACCGUCCAGACGGGACCUCCCUCCAAAGAGGCCCCCCAAGGCCCUGACAAGAUGCUCGGGCAGUGUUUGCUGGCCAUUUCCCUCCUGGCCCUGGCCGCCGGCGUCUUCAUCAUCGCCACCUUCGUUCUCGCCACCCUGCUCUUGCGCCAGAAACGGGCCUACAAGCUCCGAAAGCAGCACAGCCACACGGAGAUGGUGUGCAUCUCGUCCCUGCUGGCUGCCGAAGAGGCGGAAGCUUCUGGAGGAAGGCUCUCCCGGGUCAGAAGGGCUCCCCUGGGCCAGAACGGAUCCGAGACAGAUCUGGACAAUUUAACUCUGAACAGUUUCCUGCCCGACCAUUAA